Magnolia sinica is the source of this 925-nucleotide messenger RNA. RefSeq lists its product as uncharacterized. The record is from RefSeq and is a predicted model, not a curated record. Bases 16 to 582 code for a protein of 188 amino acids. The transcript has a single exon. Lineage: Eukaryota; Viridiplantae; Streptophyta; Magnoliopsida; Magnoliales; Magnoliaceae.
GGAGACAUCGUCCCCAUGAGCAAGAUGGGCCAAUCCCACUCUUCGAGAACUGUCUGGUAUGAUGUCAUCGGUCGCCACUGCCCGAUCUUUGCCGUAAAUUGUGAGGUUUUGAUUCCCAUAUCGAAGCCUACUGGUUACACUGGUGCAGAUCCUUAUAAAAUAUCAUUUCAAGUUGGAAGGGAGAAAUUUCUUAUACCAUGGCUUCUCGUGAUAAAUAGCAAGAGCUCUGAAGUUCCAAUGAUUGAUGUCCACUUGAGGUACUUGGGAAGUGAUUUACAUGGCGUCAUGGCUAGAGUUAUAGACAUGCCUCACCACUAUGUUGAGAUUCAUCAAGACAUACAUAAGAACUUCUGGAAUUCGGAACAAUGGCCGAAACACAUGCUUGUUAGAUAUACAUGGGAGGAGCAGUCGGAGAUAGAUGUUGCUGGUGGCUUUUACGUCCUAUUUGGAUCAGGACUCUUGUUGUCAUUUAUUCUCGCAAUUUAUGUGUUGCAGUCUUCUCAAUACAAACUAGCAAGGUUUGUGAGGGAGACUGUUGCAGAAAGCAGCAUACCUGGGGGAGGAGCGGCAAAGGUUGAAUGAUGAAUUUUCAACAGGAUCGAAGCUGCCGCUAUCCGGGCAAUGAAAUGGCUUAGCAUGAGGUAUUUCAAAGAUGCAUGCAGUGAUAUGUCUCGGCUUGAGGAAUUUCAAAGACGUCAACUUGUGCGAUACUUGUGAGGUAUACCUGAUUGAAGAUGUCAUUUUCUUCUUUUCCUUCUGGAAAUCGAGCAGGGGAGAUGAUAUUCUGUUUUCCCCCCUAUUUUAGUAUACUGGUGAGUUGGGAUUCUCUUAUUCAUGUCCUUCCUGUUUCAGGUACAACAUGAGGAUAUGAUUCUUGUAUCCCCCUUGUUUUAGUAAGCUAUGGUGUAUGAAGUUCCUUUGUCCA